This is a messenger RNA of Selaginella moellendorffii, 1031 nucleotides long. RefSeq lists its product as uncharacterized. NCBI's taxonomy places the organism in Eukaryota, Viridiplantae, Streptophyta, Lycopodiopsida, Selaginellales, Selaginellaceae. The record is from RefSeq and is a predicted model, not a curated record. The transcript is spliced from 4 exons. Bases 120 to 902 code for a protein of 260 amino acids.
UUUCGCGGUAUAUAUACUGUAGCGGGGUAACAUUGCAGUAACUUAGAUCGAGCUCUUACAUCUCUUGAGUAGAGAAGAGAAGAAAUUGUUGAAGAGGUUCCUCUCGAUCCAUCGAAGAAAUGGCGGCUGUAGGAGUCCAAAAUGUGUGCCUGGAUUCGUCGAUGCUCUCGUCCUGUUCUUCGCUGCGCCCAUCGCCCAAUUCGCAGAGAAUUGCCGUGAGAAGCAGUAGCAGAUCAUCCGUGCAAUGCUGCUGUUCUCGCCAGGAUGAUGCGCCCGAGACGAGCACAUCGCGGUUGAGUGGAUUGGGGCGAUUGGCAGCGACUGGCCUGAUGGCGCUGGCGGUCUCCACGAGCAGUGGCAGCGGCAUUGCGAUGGCGCAGCAGCAAGAUCCAAGCCUGGUUCCGAUCUUCAACGUUGGCGAGCAGGCAGAUAAAUUGCUCAAGGACGCCGACAAGCUCACCAACGACGACUCGCCGCCGCGAUUUGGCCCAUCCCGGGGCGGUGUCAAGUCGGAAGACGAUGGAAGAAUCGCCCAAAAAGGUGGGAGUGGCGCCAUUCCAGAGAUCCAGGACAGUGGAUCAGAGCUCGUAGGAAAGGGUCGCGAGAAGGUCGCCCGGAAGGCUUCCGAGACCAAGCAGAGAUUGGAUGAAUCUCUGGGCCAAGCUCAGGACAAGGCCGAGGAUGCGAAGAAGGGCAUCCAGGGAUUCUUCGGGCAGGCCAAAGGCAAGGUAAAGAGCGAUGUCGACUCAGUUCAGGGGCAAUCCAAGGAUCCAAACGAGAAACUCAAGGGACUCGUUGGCGAUGCGAGGAGCAAAGCCGAUGACGCUGGUGACAACGCCAAGGAUUUGGUUGGCUCGAUCAAAAAGGUACGGAGAUCUCUCGCUGUUCCUCUCAAUCAAUGAAACCGAUCGAAUGCGAUGCUUGCAGGGCCUGAGAAUUCGAUAGAAAUUUUUCGCCCACGCUUGUACUCUAUCUAGAGAUGAAUGAAUGAAAGAGAGAGCUCUGCUUCUAGGGCUCCAUUUCUCUGUUUU